This is a messenger RNA of Ectocarpus sp. CCAP 1310/34, 1161 nucleotides long. The record is from the annotation of a GenBank genome assembly. NCBI's taxonomy places the organism in Eukaryota, Phaeophyceae, Ectocarpales, Ectocarpaceae.
UCUCGCGGUGGCCAACCUCGGCAUCCCCGUGCACAGCAACACUUAGGGAGCACGCUCCCGCCAGCCGCGGAUCGAUCGGUGCCCCGUGGGUCGAUAUCUGCAGGCGGCUGCAGCUCUGGGCGAACAACCGUGUUCCACACGGGUUGUUACCUCCACACGCCAAGUGGCAGACACGGGGAACCGUCGCAUCCACCCAACUCUGCCUCUUUUGGCCUGAAACCUUCUCGAGUCGUCCCUCAGACAACACUUCUCGAGGCUGGAGGAGCUGCCCUCCUCCCGUAGCCGGUGCCGUAACCUGUGCGCGGCCCCCUGUGGGCCUCAACCAGUGUGGAACGUCACGCUUCCUGGUAGGUCGCUUCCGCCUAUCUCGCUGCGACCAGCUUCCACACGCACACGUCCGGAAUUCAGCCGCGUUUGCUGCAGCGCCGCUAUGGGCCGACGUUGAACACCCCUGGUACCAGUCGGCGUGCGGUUUCAGGGCCUGGCGUGCAGCGGGGAGGGCAGGAGGAGACGAUUUUCUAGGAUCUGGAGGGAUUUGGCCCUUGCCUAAUCCUGGGGACCAUGGAAACCCCCCGGCCAACAGGCCGACACCCCCAGGCCUGCUCCCCGCCCCCUUGUGGUGGGGCAACAAGCACGAGCAGCAGUGGUGUGGGGCUGGUGUAGCGUUUGCACUCUCAUUCGCACGCAGGGGUUCUUAGAGACAAGCGGGCAGAACAACGCAAGGAGCGGCACCGGGCACCGGCCGCUGUUCUCGUUUUUUCGGCAUGCACUACUGCUGUACGGCUCAGUAGUACUGGCUGUACUGCUGUACUGCUGUACUGCUGUUGAAAAUUCUGAACACACCAAGCCAGCAGCCAGAGCAGCCACCCUGCUCCCUAGAUAGCACCCCUUCGUGUUGUUGCCACAACAAGCAACGGCCGGCCGAGAGUACUGCUGCUGUGCUGCUGUUCUGCUGUACAGCAGUUGUUGUGCGUUUCAUGUAUGAUUGCGCAUUGCGUCCCCGAACGCAACAAAUCGCCGCGAGGGUUUCCCCCGCCUUUUUGCUGUAGAACCACAGCAGCCUUGUUCUGGCCGCUGCCUGCAUGCGUGCAUGCCCUCUUCUCUGUCGGUGUACGCCGUUUUCGUGAAAACACACGCAAAUGCCGCAACUCUAGACAUGCU